Lactuca sativa (garden lettuce) is the source of this 1319-nucleotide messenger RNA. Its product is annotated as nicotinamide/nicotinic acid mononucleotide adenylyltransferase. Gene Ontology annotation, biological process: NAD+ biosynthetic process. Gene Ontology annotation, molecular function: nicotinate-nucleotide adenylyltransferase activity; nicotinamide-nucleotide adenylyltransferase activity. NCBI's taxonomy places the organism in Eukaryota, Viridiplantae, Streptophyta, Magnoliopsida, Asterales, Asteraceae. The record is from RefSeq and is a predicted model, not a curated record.
ACGCCUAACGUUAUAUAGAAUGUUGUUUUGUCCCGCGUAUAUUACGCUACCUAAUCGAGCUCCAGAAAUAGAUUCCAUCCAAAUCGCAAAUAAUCAACCACCAUAUCAUCGACAUGACUUAUCGUUUUCUAUAAAAGCAUAAGGCUUUAUUCGAUUUUUCUGCCACUGAUUAUCUCAACUGAAGCUUUUCUUUGAAGCUGAAGUAUACUUAUCAACGAACGAAUUUCAAGAUAUCAAUUGCUUCUGUCGUUCUUGAUAAUAUCGACUUUUUGGUGUAUCUCUAAUUGAAAGUCACCAUGAUCAAUUUGAAACCCUAAAUUAGCAAUCGGCUGCCAUUGUUGAUGAGGGGCUUUUCAGUCUUUUCAGAUAGCAGGAAAAUACGAACCAAACGCCUCUACAAAAAUGGAUGUUGAGUUACCAGUUGAUAAGUUAAUGUUAGUGCCCAUUGAGGAAAAUGCUUCAUCACAUUCCAACACAAAGGGAAAAAUCCAUGUAGUUUUGGUAUCCACAGGAAGCUUCAAUCCUCCUACAUUCAUGCAUUUACGCCUUUUUGAAUUGGCAAGAGAUGCUCUUAACGCAAAAGGAUUCAAUGUGGUUGGAGGUUAUAUGUCGCCUGUAAACGAUGCAUACAAAAAAAAGGGUCUCAUACCAUCUGAACACCGUAUUACAAUGUGCCAAUUAGUUAGCAAAAGUUCUGAUUUUGUAAUGGUGGAUGCAUGGGAGGCAAAACAAACUUCAUUUCAACGCUCAUUGACUGUGUUGUCAAGAAUCAGAAGCUUCUUUUCUGAUAAUGGACUCAUACCUAAUGCAUCUUUAAAGGUGAUGCUUGUUUGUGGCUCUGAUCUGCUAGAAUCAUUUGGCAUUCCUGGAGCUUGGAUACCUGACCAGGUGAGGAGUAUAUGCAGAGAUUAUGGUGUUGUUUGUAUCCGUAGAGAAGGUCAAGACAUUGAGAAAAUCAUCUCACACAUAGACAUUUUGACAGAAUACAGGAAUAACAUCCAAGUGGUUGAUGAAAUAGUUCCAAACCGUAUUAGCUCAACUUUAGUAAGAGAUUGCAUUUUGCGGGGUUUGUCAGUGAAGUAUUUGACAUCAGAUGAAGUUAUUGAUUACAUCAAACGAAACCAGCUCUACACAAACCAACAACAAAACGUGUAGCACAUGGUAUUAUUACCUGGUUACAUGGCAUUUAUAGACUAAUUUUUUAAUGGAAUUGUUGUACAUGUUAAUAAUACUAUUAUAACUGUUUUUGAAUUAUUGACAAAAAAUUAAAAUUUGGGAAUGAACUUUGUGUUGACAAAAAAUUAAAAUUUGGGAAUGAA